Messenger RNA from Adineta ricciae, 1575 nucleotides. Lineage: Eukaryota; Metazoa; Rotifera; Eurotatoria; Adinetida; Adinetidae. The record is from the annotation of a GenBank genome assembly.
AUGAGCGAAUCUAAUAAUAAUCUACUUCAUCUACCCGAUGAAAUCUUCCUCAUCAUUUUCAAAGAACUCACCAUGCUUGAUGUGUUCUCUUCACUUGUGAAUGUUGAUCGACGUUUUCAUCGACUAGCAAUGGAUUCUCGUUAUGUUCGUGAUUUUGAUCUCACUGACACGAGAAUGAUUAGAUCACUCUGCAAUCAAUCUUCAAUUGAUACUCGGUUCCUUCCGCGAUUCAGUGAAGAAAUCUUACCUCGAAUUCAUCGUCAUGUCCAUCAACUUACUCUCGAGCAGUCUUCGAUCAAGUCGCUUCUAACUGUCAAUUAUCCUCACCUCGAUUCACUGUCAUUGAUCAAUCUCGAAGAAGAAGUGCUUUAUCAAUAUGUAACUGAUGAUGUAGUACUUCGUGCUCUUUUCAAACAGGUGACAAAACUUAACAUUGACAUGAAGAAAUCGAAAGAGAGUCUCUCUAAUACUGUUCGAAACAUUUUCGCAUUAAUCAUCUCUCACUGUACACAAUUAACGGAUUUGAAUUUUUGUUAUAUGUUCACUCUGGGACAGUGUGAGGCGUUAGUUUACACUAUUCCACGAGAAAGUAAUAUUUCUUCCAGUUUAACAAAAUUGAAAAUCAGUGUCCCCACGUUCAUCGAUUGUGUUUAUCUUCUUGAUGGGCGCUUCGAAUGUUUAUCGACAUAUAUUGUCAAAGUUGGACACAUUUUUGAUAUACAAUGGAAUAUCCAUGGAGGAAAACCGCUUCCAAAACUGAAAUGUUUUUCAUUGAUUAGUUUCGAGAGGACACCUGAUUAUGACAAGCUUGUUGUUCCUUUACUUCGUCGGAUGAUCAAUCUGGAAGAACUACAGUUAUUUUUAUCCGUAUUAAUACGCGAAUCGUUUUGUAUUGAUGGCUAUGGCUUAUGGCACGACUUUGUCGGUCGUAUGACGCAGCUGAGGAAGUUUACUUUUAACAUCUAUACAACCGUGUGGUUUCGGAGCAUGGAUAUUGCAAUUCCAUGGAAUGAAUUUAUUCAAAGCACUUUCCAUGGAAGAAACUAUCCAUCAGUAGCAGCAUAUGUUACGAAGAAACCAAAUUGGUGUGACCAUGACUGUCACAUAUACUCUCUUCCAUAUGAUUUCGAAUAUUACCAUGAUCUAGACAAUCACUUUCCCGGUGGCAUGUUUUCUAAAGUUCGACUAUUGAAGAUGCGUGACAGCGUGUCCUUCAAACAUCGCUUAUUCGAGGUUGUCGCUCACGAUUUUCCGUUCCUCGAGUUCCUGCGAAUAUCAAAUACGAAGCCUAUGGAAGACAAAGAAGAUUCUUGUGCAUCCAUCGCAUUUCCUUGUCUAACAUUUCUCGAUCUCCGUGAUGCACAUGUUGACUAUGCUGAAAUGUUACUCUUGCAAACAAAAACUCAUCUUCCAUGUUUAUUGAAUCUCUCGGUGGAGUGGAAUCAACUCACAAAUAUCACCAAGAACUUCACUGAAAAGCCGACACAGUUCAAUCUGAAGAGAUUGAAAUGUCUUGAUGUCUGUCAACCGUUCGUUCGUCCUGAAGGCUUUGAUCAAUACUGUCCUUUUCUCUAA